Danio aesculapii is the source of this 2101-nucleotide messenger RNA. Its product is annotated as transmembrane protein 238-like. Bases 175 to 636 code for a protein of 153 amino acids. The transcript is spliced from 2 exons. NCBI's taxonomy places the organism in Eukaryota, Metazoa, Chordata, Actinopteri, Cypriniformes, Danionidae. The record is from RefSeq and is a predicted model, not a curated record.
CAUGCCACUCCCUUCAGGUGAACGGAAAGCUCCUUCCCUCUCGCUGCUCGUCUAUAAAACAAACCAAAAACAAUUCAAACCCCUUCCAAACACUUCACCCCGACGGCUAACAUUUCCAAAAAAUCAAUUCAACAUUUCUGAAGGACUAUAAAAACCUACAAAAACAGGCUGGGGAUGGAGGCAGCGCCGGGCGGUCUCGGGCGCUGUUCGUGCGCGUUCUGGCUUGCCGUGGCUUUCGACGUGCUCGGGCUCAUCAUAUUGUUGCUCGGCGUUUUUGGAGAUCUGUUCUUCUAUGACUUUUUGAUAUACGCGGGAGCCAUCAUCAUAUUCCUGAGCCUCAUCUGGUGGGUUUUCUGGUACACGGGAAAUAUUGAGGUGCCACCCGAGGAGCUUGAGGAUGAUGUGGGCUUGCUGAAGAAGGGCAGGGGUUUGGCUGGUGUGGUCAGGAGGUUCUCUAGUCGCCUCUCCAGCGGCAUCAGGAACUCUUUUAGGAGAAAUGGGGGACCCAGAAGUCAAGGUGCGGCGUCUGGUCAGGGGAAACACAGCAGAGAAGUGCCAGUGACUCUUGCAAUGACCUCUCAGGAUAAUGUGAGCACUGUUUCUGGGGCAGUGACCGGAGAGACUCAGGCUAUAUGAACCACCAUGUACAGGCUACAGAAGAGGAUAAUCAACCAUCACAAUGCCUCAGCAGAGUUUUAUUUUUCUCUCUUGUUGAAAUAUAAUUUUAUUUUUUUGAUAUUGUUGUUUUUAUCGCAAGUGUUUACAAUUAUGUAUUAUGUAAAAUACUCUUUUGUUGAAUUGUUUUGUGCUUUGUACUCUAUUUUGAAAUUAUGCAUUGACAAGAUCAGCAAUAAAUACAAUUAUGUAUUUGCCAACAUUUAUUUGUGUGAUUUAUAGGCCUAAGUCUAUGGAGCCAGAUCAGUCUCAAAAAUAAUACAUUUAUUUACAAAAUAAAAUUCAUGCAUCCACAACACAUUUCACAUUUACAAAACCCAAUUUGUAAAUUUGUAAUCACACGAUCUGUAAAAGCAGAAAUCAUAAAAAAUUUGGCCAAAUGAAUUGGAUUUGUGUAUUUAUGAAUCGUGUUUUGAAUUUAUGAAUUGGAUUUGCAUAUUUCAGAAUUUACGAAUCAUAUUUGCAUAUUUUAGAAUUUACCCAUUAGAUUUGUGUAUUUAUGAACUGUGUUUUGAAUUUAUGAAUUGGAUUUGCAUAUUUUAGAAUUUACUAAUUGGAUUUGUGCUUUUAUGAAUCGUGUUUUGAAUUCGCUGGAUUUACAUUUUUUUUUUAUUUUAGAAUUGGAUUUGCAUAUUUUUUAAUUUAGUAAUUGGAUUUGUGUAUUUUUGAAUCGUAUUUUGAAUUUAUGAAUUGGUUUUGUGUAUUUUUGAGUCGUCUUUUGAACUUACGAACUGUAUUUUGUAAAUGUGAGCUGUGUUGUGGAUGCAUGAAUUUUUUUUGUAAGUGUAUUAUUUUUGAGACUGAUCUGGCUCCAUAUAAGUCUGACAUUGGUUUCAAACAACAUGCAAUUACAACCCGGACAUGUUUUAGUGUCCUGCUUUUAUUGAAUCUCAAACAUUUCUACUGUACAACCUUUGGACAGUUAGAAGUGAUAUUAGCUUUGCUUCCUCUUAUCUUUGUUUGCUCAUACCAAUUUAGAACCAACGGGUGUAAAUGAACAGGAUGGGUGGCAUACAGUUUGAUGUUUAACUCAACGACAGACCUCGAUGUUUCACAACAGUUUACAUAUAUUUAUGUUAAGCUUUGAGUGUUUUAGCUUUAUUUCUCAGUAGGUGGUCCAUGUCUUUUAAGUGAUAUCACAUGUGUUCAUACAUUGGCAUCAUUUGUUGAAAAUUCCAUACUUAAGCUGCAUAAAGCAACUGUAGAUUGUGUUUACUGAGAAAGCAGGUUUCUUAAUGAACUUUGAAAUAUAGAACUAGGCAUGGGGCGAUAACCGGUUUCAAGGUUUACGGCGGUUUGAAAAAGUCAAGCCGCAACAAUUACUGUUAUACUGUUCCUAAGAUGCAUGUAAAGUUAUUUUGAUGUAUUUUUUAUGUGUUGUAAGGAAAUCAGUGUUUUUGAAACUAAUAAAGCUAGCAGAAGUCAA